This is a messenger RNA of Physeter macrocephalus (sperm whale), 1233 nucleotides long. RefSeq names its product succinyl-CoA:3-ketoacid coenzyme A transferase 2, mitochondrial-like. The record is from RefSeq and is a predicted model, not a curated record. Gene Ontology annotation, molecular function: succinyl-CoA:3-oxo-acid CoA-transferase activity. Gene Ontology annotation, cellular component: mitochondrion. NCBI's taxonomy places the organism in Eukaryota, Metazoa, Chordata, Mammalia, Artiodactyla, Physeteridae.
AUGGAGAGGAAGGAGACGGCGCCCAGGCUUCCCCGAGGGACGUCGCCUCGCGGCCUCCUGGACAUCUCCCCAGAGGAGGGACCUGUCCUGUGCCCCAUCUGUGGGUCCCAGAGCCAGCAGGGUGCUGAGCAGGGCAGACUGGGUUUGGGGCUUGCCGACCAGACAUGGACACUGCCCUUGUGGCACCGCCGUGUGCCAGUGGAGCGGGACCGCACCCUGGGCCACCAGGAGCCCCAGUGGAAGGAGUUCCGCUUUGACCUGACCCAGAUCCCGGCGGGGGAGGCCGUCACGGCCGCGGAGUUCCGGAUUUACAAGCUGCCCAGUACCCACCUGCUCAACUGGACCCUCCACGUCAGCAUGUUCGAGGUGGUCCUGCAGCAGUCCAACAGAGUGGUGGAGAUUGAAGAAAUUGUGGACCUGGGGUCGUUUGCCCCAGAGGACAUCCAUGUUCCUAACAUUUACUUAGAUCGAGGAAUACAGGGGGGAAAAUAUGAGAAAAGAAAUGAGCGUUUAACGAUCUGGAAAGAGGAUGAUGAAACAUGCAAGUCUGCAGAUAAUAUAAAGACAAGGAUCAUCAAGUGGGCAGCUCUUGAAUUUGAGGACAGCCUGUAUGCCAAUUUGGGCAUAGGAAUCCCUCUUCUGGCCACCAACAUCAGCCCCAGUAUAACCGUUCAUCUUCACAGUGAAAGUGGAAUCUUGGACUUGGGUCUGUUUCCACUGAAAGAGGAGGUGGAUGCAGAUCUCAACAAUGCGGGCAAGCAAACAGUCACCCUUCUUCCUGGGGGCUGUUUUUUCUCCAGCGAUGAAUCAUUUGCCAUGAUUCCAAGGGGACACAUCGACCUAACCUUGCUGGGAGCCAUGCAGGUUUCCAAACAUGGUGACCUGGCUAACUGGAUGAUACCUGGCAAGAAGGUGAAAGGAAUGGGGGGUGCGAUGGCUCUGGUGUCCAGUACCAAGACCAGAGUGAUGGUCACCAUGGAACACUGCACCAAGGCUAAUGAACCCAAAAUUUUGGAGAAAUGCACCAUGCCGCUGAAUGGAAAGCGGUGUGUGGACUGAAUCAUCACCGAGAAGGCCGUGUUUGACAAGCACAGGAAGAGAGGACUGGGCUUCCCUGGACUGACCCUGAUCGAGCUCUGGGGUGACCUGAUGGCAGAGGACGUCGAAAAGAGCACGGGGUGCACCGUUGCCAUCUCCCCGAAUCUCAGACCCAUGCAGCAGGUCGAAACCUAG